AUAAAAUCCAACCAAAGAGUUCAUCAACUUCAGUUAAACGUUCAGCACCAUGUGGUCAAGAUGUUCGGUGGUUUUUUGUUUGUUCUUGACUGCCCAAUCAGCGGUACUCAAAACGAGAAAUAUUCCCGUUGAAAUUGUCUACGAUAGAACCAAUCCAGCUACGUAUGGAACGAGAAAUUUAGACGCGAAAAUACAAUUAUCAUCAGACGAAUUACUCAAAUUGAAACUUAGUGAUGACAUUAUCAACGCAGAAAAAAUUGAUUUUGAAGAAGAGGAAGCUGGAAGUCAACAUGGGGUGGAAAAUUUAAAUGAGAAAAAUCAAUUGUCGCCUGAGGAAAUCGGCCAGUCGGUGAAAUUUUCAGCAAAUGCGGUGGAAGUUGACGAAAAUGUUAAAGCAGCCGUUGCUGAAGCUUCGGAAAAUUCCGCACAAUCAGGGAAUUUGAUUGCUCUUUUGAAAAGGGCAGAAGAGAUGGCCUAUGCUGGCAUAAACACAAUUAGGGAGAAUUUUGAUAAAGCUUCAGAGAGUAUACCAGGGGCCAAACCGACUGCAGAAGCUUGGGAAAAGUUAAAUCAAACCCUGCAUGAUUAUUUCAGAGAUCAAUACAAGAGUGUCCUUAGUUUGAAACAAGAUCAACCAACAAAUAAUAAUACGAGUCAGAAUCAAAAUCAGUUCAUGCAAAACUUGAUCAAUGGUUUUCAAGCGAUUUCCAAUAAUUUCAUGAGUAAUUAUUUUCCCCAAAAUGGGCAAAAUCAGAAACCGACUGGGUCCGAGGAUGAACAACAACCACAACAGCAACAAGGUCCAUGGCAGAGCUUUGUCAACUUUUUCCAAGGAGGAAUGAAUCAAAUUAUAAACAAUAUGAACAACAUAAACCGCCAGAAUAGUACCGGUCAAGAGGACACUGGAACCGAUAGUAACGGCGGCUCAAACUUUAUCAACACCUUUGUCAGCUCAAUCCAGCAGUUUUUCCAAGGUCAGGGGAGCCCAGGAAACAACCCCAUUCAAUCUAUCAACCUUAACCAAAGCGACACCGGAGUCACCACCAACGCCCCCGGAUUUUUCCAGGGCGCGAUCAACCAAUUCAACCAAGUGGUCAAUAACUUCCGUCCUUCUACCUCCGCCAGGCCUCCGGUCCAAGGCGAUGAAGGCUCCUCAACCACGCCGGGGAAUUUCAUCCAAAGUAUUGGUCAGGCGUUCCAGAAUGUGAACAUUUUCCGGCCUCCAGGAGGUCAGGGGGGUCAAAACCAGCAAGGGGGCUCUAAUCCGAUUCAGUCCAUUGGUAGUCAGUUUGGCGGACAAGGUGGUAACGGGUCGAAUCCGUUCGUUUCAGGUGCGCAAGCGAUUGGAAGUCAGUUUGGUCAAGCGAUUGGGGGUCAAGGGGGGCAAAAUGGAUCGAAUCCGCUGGUGUCGGGGGCGCAAGCCAUUGGGAAUCAGUUCCAACAGGCUAUUGGGAAUAAGCCGGUUGAAGGGGGUACAGGAGAGGUUUCCACUGAGAAGACUAGGACGGAGAGUUUGGAGAAAGAGGGAGAGAAAGUGGAGAAGAAAGAAAUGAUGAUGACAGCAGAGUAGAAGAGGUUCAAAACAAUAAUGAAAUUAGCUUUUGAAAUGGAUUAAUUUAUAAUUAUUUAUUUUGUAACACAAAACAUUUGUGGGGGCACUGUUUGUUCCGAUUGGUUCUGUCGAUUUGAUUGGAAUAAAAUUAUUUUAUAUAAAA
This is a messenger RNA of Tribolium madens (black flour beetle), 1715 nucleotides long. RefSeq lists its product as uncharacterized. The transcript has 2 exons. The coding region runs from base 50 to 1570 and encodes 506 amino acids. The record is from RefSeq and is a predicted model, not a curated record. Lineage: Eukaryota; Metazoa; Arthropoda; Insecta; Coleoptera; Tenebrionidae.